GGCUAUAUUGAUUAAGAUAAAUUAAAAUUAACAUGUAAAACGUUUGUUUCGUAUGUAUAUACGUUAUUUAAUGGCGCUGACUUAAUAUUUUUGCGACUUGAGGCACGGAUUUAAUUCAUUUUCGCGACCUUCGGCACGGAUGUCAUACAUUUUCGCGAUAUAACAACACAGUAUUCAUAUUUUUUUUACAAUCUUUCAAAGCUUUAAAUGGAAAUGCAUCUAUACGGAAGGAGACUUUCUUUAUCAAGGGUGGCUAUCUUACUGGUCUCAAUGAGUUUAAUACUUUAUUUGUUUUAUGAUUUCAUGUCAUUUAAAUCGAAACCAGACCGAGGUGUGAAUUUACUUCAAGGCUCCCAGCUCAAAAAGAUGCAAGAAAUGAAAGACAGGCUUCGUCACUCUGACGUCGAUGACAAGAUUGAUAAGUACGGCGCCGAUAGUAACAAUUAUAGAACUGUGAAUGACGCUGCAAAAGAGAAAGAACGUAAACGCGUUGAUGAUGACGCGGACGAUGGCAGUGAUGAAGAUUUUGUAAAAGAUGGUGAAAGUGAAGAUUUAUUACAAGAGAAAAUCAAAAACAAAAAUGGAAAUGAUUUCGAAAUUAGUCAAAAUAGUAAAAAAGACACAGAUGAUGUUAAUGAUGAUGAUGACGACGACGAUGAUGAUGAUGACGACGACGAUGAUGAUGAUGAUGAUGAUACUGUAGAGGUUGGUGUUGUUGAUGACAACACUAAAGGUAUUGUUGAUGAAAAAACAAAGGACUCUGCUCCAGUGAUAGAUAAAUCUGUGAAGAAAAAGUUAAACGCUUUUAGACAGGCUCUUGAAUAUGAAGGACAUUUAAGAGAAACGAAUGCAACAUUUACAAGAAUUAUCAACAAAGCAAAAUACAUAUCGCUGAUGGCGCCGGUCUCGAACUUCAUCCUUGUGAAUUUUGUUUGCAAGAGUUGUCUACCAUUUGUAAACAGUUGGUUAUGCAACACAAAAUAUUUCAAUUUACAUAAAUCUGUGCUUUUUGUUGCCAGAGAUCUAAGCAUAAGACAUUCUUUGCUAAAUGCAUGGCCGGAUUUGAACGUUGUUGCUCUACAACCUAGCCUUUCAAAGGGAGACUACGCGGAUAUAAGAAAAGAUAAAGAUGCUUGCGUUCUUCGUAGGUUACAGCUGAUAAAUGGGCUUCUGCGUGCUGGUAUAAAUUUACUGGUAUUCGAUGAGAAAUCAGUCUGGUUUGAGAACCCAGUACCGAAUCUUAGCCCGUCUAUACAGUUCGGUGUUGAUAUAAUCGUUAACAUUGUCCCCAACUCCCAUCUGAAUACAGGAUUCCUUGUUCUGUAUGCCACGGAGAGAUCGCGGCUAUUUUGGAAAUAUCUAUACGGAAAUAUGCGAAUGGAAUAUAUAAACGAAAAGGAAAGUAAUAAACGGAAGGAAUUGAACUUAGAAGAUCGAUACGAAGAAAAGCUGCAGUCGAUGAUUAAGUACAGACAUGACGGUGUGACAGUACGACAACUUCCGGUGAAUUUAUUUACGGACGGCGUUUGGUAUUUCUUAAAGGAAAACGAACGAGCAGCCACGAGACCUGUUGUUAUCAGAAAUAAUUAUAUUGAAGGAAACGAGGCGAAUGAUUCAGAGCUAAGCAUGGGGAAUUGGAUCCUUAGAGCAAGCACGUGCAAUACCGGAAACUUUGAAGAAACUGUGAUAUCCAUGUAUAAACAUAAAUGA
This is a messenger RNA of Ruditapes philippinarum (Manila clam), 1710 nucleotides long. RefSeq lists its product as uncharacterized. The coding region runs from base 208 to 1710 and encodes 500 amino acids. Lineage: Eukaryota; Metazoa; Mollusca; Bivalvia; Venerida; Veneridae. The record is from RefSeq and is a predicted model, not a curated record. Gene Ontology annotation, cellular component: Golgi apparatus. Gene Ontology annotation, molecular function: glycosyltransferase activity. The transcript has 3 exons.